Empidonax traillii (willow flycatcher) is the source of this 1961-nucleotide messenger RNA. Its product is annotated as heat shock 70 kDa protein 12B-like. The record is from RefSeq and is a predicted model, not a curated record. Bases 1 to 1725 code for a protein of 574 amino acids. Lineage: Eukaryota; Metazoa; Chordata; Aves; Passeriformes; Tyrannidae. Gene Ontology annotation, molecular function: ATP binding; ATP-dependent protein folding chaperone. The transcript has 4 exons.
AUGGCCAGCAAGUCAGUCUUUGUUGUUGCUAUAGAUUUUGGCACAUCCUACAGCGGAUACUGUUUUUCCCUUGCUUCAGGUACAGACCAAAUCCGCGAGGUGUACUGGGGAACAGAGCACGGGUUCAAGACCCCAAAGACACCCACGUGCAUCUUGUUCAACCAGCAGCAGGAGUUCAAGAAUUUUGGCUAUGAUGCUGUGAUGAAGUACAAGAGCCUACCCUCCAGCAAAGCUGAGAGCUGGUACUUCUUCCAGAACUUCAAGAUGAAGCUGUACAACACAAAUGUCACAACCGGCAUGGAGCUGAAAGCCACCAAUGGAAAGAUGCUUCCUGCCCUGACAGUCUUUUCUGAAAGCCUGCGCUACCUGAAGCAACAUGCCCUGAACACCAUUAAAGAGGCCUCUUUCCAAACCGUCUAUGACGAGGAGGAGAUCACCUGGGUCAUUACUGUCCCAGCCAUAUGGAGCUCUGCUGCCAAGCAGUUCAUGCGUUUGGCAGCAAAAGAGGCAGGAAUGAUCUCUGACAUGCUCUCUAAAAAUCUGAUCAUUGCCUUGGAGCCAGAGGCUGCAUCGCUGUGGUGCAAACAGCUUCCACAGGAAGGGUUUAUGGCAGACAGCAGCGACAAGAAGAAGUUUGAAGACUCCCCUGGGAUCCAGUAUGUUGUUGUUGACUGUGGAGGUGGCACAAUAGACAUCACGGUACAUGAGAUCCAAGAAAACCAUUACCUGAAGGAGUUACACAAGGCAACUGGAGGUGGAUGGGGAGGCAACAGAGUGGAUGAAAACUUCGCUGAUUUCCUCAGGGAAAUAUUCAGUGACGGUGUAUGGGAUGAAUAUGUAAAGAGCCACCCUACUGAAUUCCAACAUAUGAUGUACAACUUUGGUCUGCAGAAAUGCUCUGCUAGCAGAGAGGCAGUCUACAUACAUUGCUACUACAACCUGAUCAGAAUGGCAGAACGCAAGAAGGACAUCGCUCAAUUCUUCGAAAAAGCACAGGGAGCUGUGUGGUCUGAUGGGAUGGUCAUGAUUACAUACGAGAAAAUGAAGAGCUUGUUUGACUACAGUAUCAAAAACAUAAUUUGUACUUUGAGGGAAAUUCUUGGCAAACCUGGGAUGGCCAAGGUCCAAUACAUUUUGCUUGUGGGGGGCUUUGCGUCAAGCAUCAUUUUGAGAGAUGCGAUCAGUCAGGCCUUUAGCAAUAAGUAUCAUGUCCUUUGUCCAGUGGAGGCCCAAGCGGCCAUUGCAAAAGGGGCUGUUUUAUUUGGAGUCAAUCCACACCUUGUUACCUCAAGAAUCAGUGCUAAGACAUAUGGUUUACAAGUAUGUCAGGAUUUUGAUCAUGCUAUUCACGAUGUCUCUAAACGGAGAGUCUCAAAAACUGGUGAUUAUGUUUAUUGCACAGAUCUCUUCAUGAAAUUGGUGGGAAUCGGGGAGUCAGUGAAUAUAAAUGAAGCUGCCCACUAUGAUUUAUAUCCAACAGAAGCAGAUCAAACAGAUGCACGCUUUGUUUUCUAUUGCACAGAAAAACAGGAUGCUCAGUACGUAGAUGAGGAAGGUAUCGAACAGCUUGGGUCCUGUACAGUGCCACUGCCAGACACACGUCUGGGAACGCAACGGCAGCUGAAGAUGGAGGUUAAGUUUGGGCUCACUGAAUUUAAAGCUACAUGUACCGAUGUUACUUCCAAAGAAAGUCGGACAGUUAUAAUAGAUUUUUUAACUGUAUAAGUACUCGGUAUACUGAGCAACAGAGGCUGUAACUCUAGAGAGAAAAUGGCUUUAGAGGGAGGCAGUAUGGUCAAAGUUUGGACUCGAUGAUUUUGGAGAUCUUUUCCACCCUUAACGAUUCUAAUGAUUCAAUGAAUCCUACAAUAGAGGAGGCAGUUGUACCAAUAAGUCCAUCAUCUACCUUUCUGUUUACACAAGGAAACUGCUAGUCUGAUUCUGUGGUUCCUGCCGUUGCU